Dictyostelium purpureum is the source of this 489-nucleotide messenger RNA. RefSeq lists its product as uncharacterized. NCBI's taxonomy places the organism in Eukaryota, Evosea, Eumycetozoa, Dictyosteliales, Dictyosteliaceae. The record is from RefSeq and is a predicted model, not a curated record. The transcript is spliced from 2 exons. The coding region runs from base 1 to 489 and encodes 162 amino acids.
AUGACCAACUUAUAUAGAGUAUUGGAAUUAGAUACAAAAAAUAGACAAAAUAUUACUAAAGCUCAAAUUAGAGAAGCUUAUGUAAACUUGGCCUUGAGACAUUCAGAUAAAGGAGGUGAUAACACAGCUUUUCAAGAAAUAAGCAAUGCAUAUAGAGUUUUAUAUGAUGAAAAUAAAAGAAAACAAUAUGAUGCAGAUAAUGACACCCAGGAUAGACAAAUAAUAAUUAUUAGCCAAUUAAUUAGCACAAUAGUAAAAAUGGAACCAGAAUUUUUGAAAAAAAUAGCCUUUAUUGGUGGUGGUUGUUCUUUAGUUUUAGGCUUCGUCUCUUUAUUAGCAGAAGACGAUUUCACUCUAGGUGCUAGACUUGGUCUAGCAGUUUCAAUUGAAAAUUUUAAAUAUGAAAUAUUGUCACUUGUUGAUAAAAAUCAUAGAAGAGAUGUUGCUCUUUAUUUAGAUCAAAUAAUCGAAAAUAUUAAAUCACAAUAA